This is a messenger RNA of Thrips palmi, 11019 nucleotides long. It is a transcript of the gene ash1, whose product is annotated as microtubule-associated protein futsch. Lineage: Eukaryota; Metazoa; Arthropoda; Insecta; Thysanoptera; Thripidae. Bases 154 to 9258 code for a protein of 3034 amino acids. The record is from RefSeq and is a predicted model, not a curated record. Gene Ontology annotation, biological process: regulation of DNA-templated transcription. Gene Ontology annotation, molecular function: histone methyltransferase activity; protein binding; chromatin binding. The transcript has 25 exons. Gene Ontology annotation, cellular component: nucleus.
AGCUGGUUGGAUUCUUGUGGGACUUCCUUUGGCGGCAACCCAAGAGAAUCAAGGUGCAGUGCUAACCGACCGCACCGCCAUUUUGUAAGGCUUGGUAGUGUUUAUGAAGAAUGGAGAAGAAUUAGAUGGCAAUGAUUACUCCGUAAGAGCUGUAUGGAGCUAUAUAGCAUGCCACAGCUUGAUAAAACACCAUACUCUGACAUUCACUAUGUGGAAAGGAGUAACCUGCCUAGCACAUCCAUCCCCGUGGAUGUCAAGAAGUUUUCCCCCGUUUCUGGAGACAUCUUGACGAGUUCAGCAUGGAGUGCUGUCAUCCACCGACCAGCUGAAGAUUCAGAACCUGAAGACCUGCCGUCAACAGUUGACAUGGAUGCCAUUAAAGGUUCUCCUUCCACGUCACUGCCAGCUGCAGGGGCUUCAGUUUGGUCGGAAAGUGAUAGAGGUCACGUAGGAGGUGGGGGUGGAGACGAUGACAGUGAUAGUGACGACGAUGAUGAUGAUGAAGAUGAUGAUGAUGAAAAUGAGAAAGGAGAUUCUUCCAGUGAAUCUUCUUCUCGCAACUCUGAUGGAGAGGAUGCUGACUCGGAGUCUGGCACGGCUCAAGGUUCAGCAAGUGACUCUGAUUCGGAGAGCAGCUCACGAAAUUCAUAUGAUUCUGAUUCAGACUCAGCUUCAAGUGAUAGUUCAUGUUCGUCUCGUUCUAGUGAGUCUAGCCACUCUUCUUCUAGCCCGGCGCCAAAACCUGUUCCUGUUAGAGAUGUUGAUAAGCGCUCUUCCAAUGAACAACAGCCUACGUUGGUGAAGUCACGGUUAAAUGUCCCUAGAAAUGAUAAGAAUGAAGAAAGAUGUGAUGUGAAAGCUGGUAGUCAAACUGCCAAGGAUGGGGACAAAAGUGAUGAAAGGAGAGUCACAAUGAGGAAGGAGGAGGAACAUAAACCGUUCAGAAGUAUGAACCUGCACCCAAAAGAGGACCAACGGAGUGACCCUAAGCGCAACUUCUCCCAUACAAAUCCUGAAGCCGAAGAGAACAGGCUGAAGGAGAAGCUGAAGGAACCCCAGAAGCCGUCUCCACUGCGGGCAGUCCGUCGCAAGGAUCUGGAAGUGCAGCCCAGCCGAAUGACGGACAGGAUCAAGGGGUUGAGUAACGAAGUGACCUCCACACGUCCGCAUACUAGUUCUUCCUCUACGACUCAGUCUCACAAUUUCAAAGAUCUUAACAGUGUUGAUGAGAAAAAGUCUGAGCGCAAACUCAUUUCAAGUUCGACAGCGCAGACGUCCGCGGCCAACGAGUCUAGCAGUGAUGUGGAGCUGCCAGUGCAAGUGGUCAAAGAUGCUAUCAAAAGGAUUCAAGUUGCACCCAAACCAAAACCAAGUUCCAACACAGUUAAUAAUAAGGAAGAUGAUGAUGCUGAACAUGAAGAAGACGAUGAGGGGGAGGAGGAUGAAUCUAGUGAUGAGGACAGGGGCAGGGACAGCAGACAAGCUCAGUACUCUUCGAGCCUUUUACAGAAGUUUGUGGAGAGCACUGAACGAUUAUCAGGGAAAAGAAGCUCUGCGCCUGUCCGUGUGUCUGGGCCUAAACUUAGCACAAGUUCUGGAAGCAGCCAGAGUUCAAAAGAUGCUGUCAGACUGAAACAUGCACACCCCUCCCAGUUUCUCUCUUCCAAUUCAUUGCCAGCUCGUUGCGUAGAGCCUUCCGCGGGGCCUUCGGGUAGACCAGGUCCUGCAGACCUGGAGGUUUAUUGCUCGGUGAGCAAUGUUUCACCUGAUAGUGGUAUCUAUUGUGUAAAUGGUUCACCAUGGCAUCAAUCAUCACCUGCCCAUUCCCCUCAACAUCCUUUGAAGGCACUCCCAUCACCACCACGAGGACUCGCCCAUCAGGAUCACAGGAGGAAACAUGUUUCAAUGCCAGUACUCCCUUUAUCAAGCUCUAAGUCACCUAAAAAGAGCUCAAACCAAUUGGAAAGACAGAAGGAUGUCAGAGUGCCUCCUAUUUUGACAAUGGAUGACUCUGAUGAUGAAAUGUCUUCAUCGCCAAUGUUGACAGCACCUGCUCGGAGGGGGCGAGGAAGGCCGAAAAAAGUUCCUCCUGUUCUUGAGCCUUGUCUUCCUUUCAACUCAAAGCCUUCAUCUAAAAGUGUUUGCAGCUUGGACCAGAGCAAGCUUAAGAAUAGGAAACAAGUCAAGCAACGGAAGGAGUCUGAAAGCUCAGAUCAGAGUGAAGAACGCUGUGAUAAAAUUUUAAUGUUUACAACACAUAGACCUAGGGAAGUUCAAGUGACUAGCCAGGGUGUGCAAUGUGACCAGUCUGAAUUUUCUUUGAUGGGUCUAACAAAGAAAAAGAAGAAAAGUCAAAGUAGUCAAAACCAUCAGAGUAGCCAAGUGAAGUACAUUCAACCAACAGUAUACAGUGUUCAAGAAAAAGAAAAAUUGUAUCAGAAAGUAGAUUUACCAACCGCCUGUGAUCGUGUCAAGAAAAAUGCUGAUGGUCGCACAUAUGGGCAUUCCCCAAUGGCCCAGUCAAAAUCUUACCCCAAUAAUUCAUCUAAGGAUUUGGGGUCCUUUAAAAGAUCCAGUAAACAAGACUCCUCUCCAAGCUGCAACCAAUCAUCAUCAUCUUCCAAGCGUAGGCUUCCAACUAGUGUUGAGAAAAGAAAGAAGGGAAGGAGAAGAGGCCACGCCGCCAGGCUGGCAGCGGCGGCUGCUGCACUGCUAUCAUCAAGUUCAUCACUUUCUCUCAAACCCGAUACGCCCACGCCUAGCUCCUCUGUUCAGCCAGCACCAUCCUCAGCCUCCUCAUCAACCAGUGUUCGUCCCUCUAAACCUUCACGCCCCAGUGAGAAAGUGGUUUCACUACCUCGGGGCAUCAAAAAUCACAAACAUAACAAGAAGCAUCAUAAACGGAAAAACCACAAGAAACAUUCAAGUCGUUCCAGUUCCAUUGAUCCAAAGUUUUUGCAAGAAUUGGAAAAGCUUAUCUUGGAUUUUCAAAAGUGCUGUUGUAUAGCUCGCAUUCAGCAACCAUCCAACAGACUUGGUGAGGCAGCCAAACUUCCCUCAAUAUUUAGACUUAAAAGAAUAGGGAAGAAACGCAAAGGAAGUGAAAGAUCCAAAACUAGUGAUCGUGACUCGGGACCUGAAGCUGACAAUACCAUUCCCCCUGUGGUACCCGCUCCCAGGGACAGUCGUGACAAAGGUAGCACAGGAGGAAAACGGCGUCCUAAAAAGAGCGCCGUUGAAACACCGAAGGGCCAGAGACCUGAGGCAAACAAUGAGCAAAGAUUGCCCCUGAAGAAGAGACAUUAUCACAUGUCCUCUGCUCCCAACCACCAAACUGGUGUCACAUCAUCACCAGAAAUGUCCCUUGACAUCAGUUCUUCUGCUGAGGAUAAAAGAAGCAACAAUGAUGAUAGCCCCACUUCCAGUAUAAGUAGCAAAGGCAGCGUAGUCAGUGCUACAAGCCAAGGAAGUCGUGGAAACCUGUCUGUUAACAAUCCAAAUCAGUCCAACAAAGUAGCUCCUCCAACAAGUGUGUCAGCGGAUGUGCCACCUGCCGUUACUUCCUGUGCAACCAAAGGAUCUCCCACCCCUCCCAUUUCCAGUGUGGGUAGCAGGCAGCCGUUCAACAGCUCAGGAUCGGCCAAAGGAAACAUACUGCCUGGCCCAAGUGUUGCUCACAGAGUCACUGUAGUCAUGCCAGCUACCAGCAGCAGCCCUGUGGGAAACACAUUUCCUGCAGGUGAAUCAAGCAUCUUAAGUAAAGCAGAUUCAUCUGCAAGUUUUGCCAGUGUGUGUGGCAAAAGUGAUACUCCUCCUUCCCAUUUGACUCUGGUCAAGAACUCUCCUUCAGUGCCAUGUUCAAACCUAAUUACUGUCACACCUAGUGUGAAGGAAUCUUCCCAAGGUUGUUCUCCACCCAGUGAUAAAAGUGCUGUAUCUGCAAGCUCUAGUGUUGUGCCAUCUAAAAACAAUCAACUUCCUGAAGAGAACUCUCUUGUCAUCAAGACAAAUGGCACUAGUGGAACAAGUGUCAAAGUGUCUAAUUCCAAGAGCUGUGCUACUUCAGAUAGUGCAGGUUUGAACAGUUCAGCAAUUAAAUCGGCUGCAGACAGUAGUUUAGCUUCAAAAUCAACUGCUCCGACUAGUGUUAACCAAUUUGCAUCCAGAGCAGUAUCUGCAGCUCAAAGUGACAAUUUGGAGGGUAUGCGCAGUGCUCUGUCAAUGAAUAGAACCCCUCCACCUCCAUCAGGAUUAUCAGCAGACUUUGGAACAAGUCAAGCAGGAAGUGUCAAAAACAGUGUCAGCAGCUCUAAUGCUGAGGCAAAAUUAUCUAGAAAUUCUUAUGAUGAUGCUAUUGAAGCAUGCAUAAGCAAAUAUUCAUCAGAGGUUCCUUCUAUCAACUUGACUCCAAGAGCUGUUAUAACAACACCCAAGAAACGACAUCGUAUGGAAAUGCAAGGGAAGCCUGGAGGCAGCAAAGGAAAAGAAGUGGAGCCUAGUGUCGAUUCAACAACUGGCAGUGUAUUGAGCUCGAGCUCACUGAUGCCAAAAAGGUCUAACAGCCGCACAGUUUCCUCGCCCACUCUCGAAGCAAAUCAUCCUGUUGUACAAACCAAAUUGAUGCCACCUCUUCCUACACCUCAGGCACUGUCCCCUGGGGGCUCAAAAUUGAUUGAAUCAGGUAUUUUUGAACCUUCUUCUUCCUCAGAGCAUUUUGUUUUAAAUGUGUCUCUGCCUGCUACACCUGUGAAGAGUGCAAUCACUGGCCUUUCGAAAUUAAAGGCUACAACCUGCUACAAACCAACCGUAGCAGAGCCUGUUGCACCUGAAUCUACUCCAGCUGAAGAAUCAUCUUCUGAUUCAUUCACCCUCACAAGUAAAAAUUUGCGCCAAAAGAAAAGUGGUUUGGGCAUUUCUUCUGAAGAAGAUCUUAGAGACUCGGCAUCUGAAGACAGAAGUGUUGAAAACAAUACUCCUGACCCAUUCCAAUUUCAUGAAGACGAUGAUCCCAUCCCUGUUUUGAAAUCUGAUGUUGAUCCCAAAAUCAAAGCUAAGUCAAAGCCCAAACCCAAAAAGGCUGACAAUCUUGACAAAGAGACAGACACCAAAAAGGUUGAGAUUGAAGUGAAGGCGGAAGCAAAGUCUGAAGCGAAUAGCAUUCCUCCAGAUGUGGAAAGUUUAAAAAGUAAUGAUCUAAAAGAAGUAAGAAUCCAAGUAGAGAAGCUCAGCAAUGUGGACACCUCUUCACAGAAAGGUAAAGAUGCCAAACAGACCAAAAGCAGCAACCCUGUGACCAAAAGACGGAGGAAGUGCAACAGAACUGGUUUUCCUGUCAAGCGUAAAAAGAAAAAGAAGGAGACAUCUCUUCCUCUUGAUGUUAAGACUGAAGAAGAAUUAAAGGGAGAUACUGAUGCUGAGAGUGCGACUGAUUCUAGAAUUCAAGAUGAUGGGAUCAAAUCACUCAAGGAAGAAGUAAGUGACAGUGGUACAAAUGUUAAGGUGGAGCCAAUGAAGGAAAGUCAAGCUGUGAUAUUGAAGUUUGAAGAAUCCAAUUGUUCGAAUGACAUAAAAGAGGAGGCAAAGCCAUCAGACCAGUCUUCCCCUCCUCUUCACAAUUAUUCUCCUUUGUCACCAAAUUCUCAGCAAAGUGCCAUGAAAUCAGGAGAAUCUUCAACCUCAUUGAAUGAGGAUGCCCCUGUGCCAUACAUUGACAGAAUCCCCAACAAAGAUAAAUACAUGUAUGCUGGCUUGUCCAAAAGAGUAGAUGGAAAAGCAGAGUGCAAGGUACGCAAACCAAGCAAAGCUGUGCUACGGGCUAUGCGAGCCAAAUUCUCAGAAAAUAUUUCACUACCUCAAAUGCCGGCCGGUACGACUAAGGGACCCAAAUUAAUGCCUCCUAACUGGAGUUCUGAUGAAAGUGAUGAUUCUGUCGAUGAGCCAUAUGAGUAUCCUGAAAUGCCAAGUUACGUUGGGGAUGCUGGCCCAGAGGAUGGGACCAAAAGUGACAGUGAGCAUGAGGUGGCUGAAUUGCCAGAGAUGUUGAGAAUACCUGAAGAAUGCAGUGCAGUUACCCUCCCAGACACUGAUGAUGUAUCAAGAAAGAGGCCCAGGCGUGACAUGAAGAGACCUGCUGCAUCCCCCUGUGAUGAGUCUGUCAAAAGCAAGUGUUCUAAGUCUGAAAAAGAGGAAAGCCACAGUUCUACAUCAAAGAAAGCCAGGACUACAAAUGAGUCUCGCACAAGAAACAAGCGCAAGCUAGGUGCUGAUGAUUUGCCUUCAUCAGCAGAAUUGCGCAAUGCCCGCUGCAAGAAGCGCCGCACUAUGCCAAGACUUGAAGCUGACAGCAUAGAAACCGAUGGGGAUGAAAGUGUCCUUGGAGAACUUCCUGGUCCAAGCACAGGUGGUCCAGGAGAUGCCUUGUCAGAUGAGGAAGCCCCAAAGCCCUUUUCGGCAGAUGCCAAGCAACCACGGUGGAGGAAGAAUUUUCUUCCCGCUGGAUUGUUUUCGGAUUAUUACAAGAUGGAUGAACCUCGACCAGUGGGUGCCAGUAAGAAAGGCUUGCAGUACAAACCUGAGGAUCAUCCCUAUGGUCUUUUACCUCCACCAUACCAUUGUGGAAAGUGGCUGCGUCAACGGAGAGUGAACUUCCAACUUCCUUAUGAUUUGUGGUGGCUUCAUUCUCACAACAAACUGCCUGGGCGUGAUACUGUUCCAUCUUGGAACUACAAAAAAAUCAGAACUAAUUACUAUAAUAAUGUUAAGCCUUCAUAUGUUCAUGAGCCUCAGUCUUGUAAUUGCAAAUCUCCUGAUGAGGACACGUCUAAGGGAUGUGGGGAUGACUGUAUAAACCGCCUAGUCUAUGCCGAGUGUGCUCCUGGCCUCUGCCCUCUAAAAGAACGCUGUUCCAACCAGAAAAUUCAAAGACAUGAGUGGGCCCCUGGAUUGGACAAAUUUAUGACCAAAGAAAAGGGCUGGGGAGUGCGAACUAAACUACCAAUCAAAACAGGUGAAUUUAUUUUGGAGUAUGUUGGUGAGGUUGUAUCUGAUCGCGAAUUCAAGGAGAGAAUGGCUACAAUCUACACUGAAGACACUCACCACUACUGCCUCCAUUUAGAUGGUGGUUUGGUUAUUGAUGGUCAUCGAAUGGGAGGAGAUGGGCGAUUUGUAAACCAUUCCUGCGAGCCUAAUUGUGAGAUGCAAAAAUGGAGUGUUAAUGGCCUAUUCCGUAUGGCUCUUUUUGCUUUGCGAGACAUUGAGGCAAAUGAGGAGUUAGGAUAUGACUACAAUUUUUCUCUCUUCAAUGCCGCUGAGGGUCAGCCUUGCAAGUGUGGGUCAAGCAAAUGUCGAGGUGUGAUCGGUGGAAAAUCCCAACGUGUGAGCAUUAUACCUUCUUCUCAAAAUGGUUCGUCCUCAAAAGUUAGUGUGGAAGACAACUCUGACAAGAAAGGAGGCCGGAAAAACAAGUCCAAGACCAAUCGCAAGAAUGAUGGAGAACGAGCCGCUGAAAACAUGAGACAAAGGAAAAGAAUGGAAGCUCAACGUCUAAAUCAGUGGUUGACUAUGAACAUCCGUCAAAUGUCUCAUCAGCAGCGAUCUUUUGUGCAACAACAUCAUUGCUUUUUGCUUCGUAACUUGGAAAAGGUCAAGAGACUAAGAGAGAAACUAAAACAAGCUACACAGCGAACAGAAGGUGCCAAUCGACAAGGCAGUAGUAAUGUUAAGCAGUCCGACGUUUUCCUCACCCAACUGAAUGCUUUGUCCAUACCAAGAAAUGUACGCACUAGGAGACUGGCACAGGCUGAGGAUAACCCUGAACUUGCUCGAAAUGCACGCCUUGCCUGUGUUCUGCGUGAACUUUUCAAUGUUGUUGUGUCUGCCAAAGAUGAAAAAGAUGAGGUCUUGAGUAAUCCAUUCAUGACUUUACCAAACAAGAGAAAACUUCCUCUCUAUUAUGUUAGAAUACGUGAACCCCUAGACUUCUCUACUAUUGAGCAAAAUAUAAACUCUGGUCUGUACUGUAGCCUUGAGGCCUUUGAUCAGGAUAUUUGUAAAGUGCUAAACAACAAUUUAAGAUUUUAUGGUCGCACUACAAAUUUGGGCAUUGCAUCUGUGAGACUGAAGAAAAUUUACAUGGAUGCCAAGAAGGAUGCUCAUCCUCAACUUGUAGACGUGUUAGGCGAAGCUUUGCCAGCUUCUUUGGUUGCUGAAAAAGAUCCAGCGGAAGAAGAGGAAGUAAUUCGGUGCAUCUGUGGGCUGUAUCGCGAUGAGGGAAUGAUGAUUCAAUGUGAACGAUGUUUGGUGUGGCAACAUUGUGACUGUGUCAAAGCUGACAGCAGUUUCGAACAUUACCUGUGUGAGAUCUGUCAGCCACGGCCUGUGGACUUAGAAAUUGUCAUGGAGCCACAACCAAAUGAUUCACCUGAAGGUCAUGUAGAAUACAUCACACUACUAAGAGGUGAUCUCCAAAUUCGGCAAGGAGAUACCGUAUAUGUAUUGAGAGAUGGAACUGAAGGAGAGGGUGAAUCUCAAGCCAAAGCUACUUAUAAAACUGUCAAAGAGCCCAAAUAUGCUGAUAUGGAUAUUUACAGAAUUGAAAGACUCUGGAAAGAUGAAAGGGGUGAGCGCUUUGCUUAUGUUCACAACUAUCUGUGGCCGCAUGAAACAUUCCAUGAACCAACAAGGAAGUUUUAUCCCAAUGAAGUCAUACGUGUUCCAAGAUUUGAAAUGAUUUCCCUAGACCUCAUUUGGGCUCGGUGUUGGGUUCUUGACCCAAUGACGUAUUGCAAAGGCCGUCCAAUUGAGGCAAUUGAGGAACAUGUCUAUAUAUGUGAAUUCCGAGUGGACAAAAGUUGUCGCUUGUUCUACAAGAUAUCCAAAGCUCAGAGCCGAGCAAAUCUAUGCCUAAAGAGCUAUGCCUUUGAAACAUUUGAAACAAGACUUAAACCUGUCAGAACAUACUCGCCACAUGGCACUUUGCCCAUCCCAUCGCUAAAAUCUCGAGGACGGGGAAAUCAGGAUGAUGCAAGUUCCACCAAAUCUAUGCAGCACUCCCCUGCAGUCGCGCCAGAGGAGGAAGAGGAAGUGCCUCUUGCACGAGUAAGAGAUACCGUUAUUGCUGAAAAGAGAGAAAAGCAGCGAGAGCAUCUAAAUGGAAUUUUACUUCGUCUUCUUGCCAAUCAACAAUGUAAGCAGCCCCUGGAUAUCUCCUAUCUGUUGGACCCUGGGAAGCGGCAGAGGAAAAAAACACUGAAUACCUGAGAGUGGCUAUUAUAACCUGGUUGAGACAUAACUGUUGAGGGCUUAGUGUCAAGCGAGUUUGGAUCAUGAAAUCUUCUUGUUGUGGUAAAUUUUUGAUGAAGGAACGUUUAGUCUCAACUUGCCUCAGACGUAUUUUCACUUCCCAGUCAGCAUCAUUUUGAAUGUUUAUAUAUUUAUAUAUUUUAUUGAGUGUUGAAUCCCUUUUGCUGUUAGUUCUGCUCAUUUAUUAUUUGUUUGAAUAGAAAUUUAUUGAUAUUGUGGCAUUUUGGUAGGAAAGAGUCUAAAAUUUGUGGAGGAAUAUUUUUAACUUGCCUCCUCAACUUUCGUAUAUUUUAGUUGCCUAUCUACUUCCUCCAAAAGGCUUAUUUCGCUUCUCAGGCAUCGCAAUAUAAAAAUUUUAAUGUUGAUGUCGUUUGUACCUGAAUUACAAUGAUCUCUGGGUUUUGCCAAUCGUCUGAGAGCAUGGGGUUAUCAGCAGUAAACCAAAAACAAAUAAUGUCACCUGUUACAUGACAUGUGUAUUAUAGUGUAGAUAAUUUGUGUAGUUUGAUCUUUGUACUUUUGGCAACAUCAUUUAUGUGAAGCAAACAUACGCAACGGUAUGAACUUGUUUUAAUGCUGAGUUAAUAGAUGUGAUCAUGUGAUUUACCUGUAUGAUAAAACCGAAAGAAACAAAUCAAAUUUGUGCGCGUUGCUGAUAUCCUUGGCCAAGAAUUAAUGGUUAUGAGAGUACAAAUGAUAUUCGUUUUGAAUCUAAUGUGAACGCCAUUGUCGUACUGAUUAAUAUUAGAUGUAUAUAUUUAGUUAAGCAGAACUGUAUUAUUGUGCAAGCACGUGAAAGGCCUCUCUUGCUGGGGCAAUUUGGAUUAUAUUUUUAUGCUAGUCAUAAUCAGUUUUACUCUUCAUCUUUUUUUCCCUCUUUAAAACAGGAGUCAAUAAACAAAAUUUCGUAAUUGUGGGACUAUGUUGGUAGGCGACCACUUUUGCGCCAGUCUGUGAGAAAAAUUAGCCUUUCUGCUGUUUUUACUAAAAUUUUCCUCAUUUUACUUUUCAACCAGUGCUGUCUUAUCUUACUUGUAAUGUAAAUUUGCAGACACUUGUACAAAGUUAGAAAAUGAUACUGAGAAACGCAUGUACUUCAUAUUUAAUUGAUUUGACCAGGAAUUUGUGAACGACUCAAUACUCUGUUGUGCUUUUUUGUCCUAUUUUCUGGUUUUCUUACUUUCUUUUUGGAACAAGUAAUUAUAAGCUUCCACAUUAGAGGGCAGUAUACAUCUGCAGCUUAUUUGGCUGUGUGUAUCAAAAAGAAACUAAGGACAGUAAAUAUGUAUAUUCAACUUCAAUUAGAUUUUUGUUGCUGAUGUACAUUUAUAAUUUAAGGAUUAACUUAACUUGUUUUAAUGUACAUAUUUUUCUGUGUACAUAUUUUAAGAAAAUGUCGUCUGUAGCACUAUUUAGUAUUUAUUAUAAUUUUUAUCUUUUGCUGUUUUGAUUAUUUUUAAUUGGGAAUGCAUUGUUUUCUUUUGCCCUUUCUGUCCUUUUCCCCUCUUCAUGCAAUGUUUUACCUUUUGUACUCUGCCAAAUAAGCUUUUGUUUUAUUAUUAUGAAAUUACCAGUCUUUCUUAUUAUUUGAUCAGUGUACUAACAUAACAUCACCUUUCAAACGUAACAUUUUCAUGUGCCGUAUUAUUCAACCAUUGAGUGUAACAUUGCCAGGUAAUGAAUCAUGGUUGUGCAGUCAUUAAAGAAUGAUUUUCUUCA